AAGGGAAGAAGGAAGUAGGGAGAGAAGGAAGGAAGGGAAAGAGAGGGGGAGGAGGGAAGAGAGAGGGCAGGAGGGAAGGCAGGCAGGCGUGGCUCCCUGUGGAGGGCUGUGUGGCGGCGGGUGCCCUCUCCCUGCUUCCCUCCCUGAAUCCCCCCCCCGGCUGCCUGGAGCCUUGCCUCUCCUUCUGGGCGGCUGUGUCUGUGUGUCUCAGUCUCUGUGGGCUUCCCUCCCUGGCCCCAGCCCAAAGCCCCCUCUUUGGGUGCAGCAGGUGACACACCCUUCUGCCUGCCACCCUCCUCCUCCUCCUCCUCCCUCCUUCCUUCCCCGGAUCCAGCGCCCCGAGCAGCGAGGGAGCCAAGCGCCAGCCUCCCUCUUCCUCCUUCUUCCAGCCCUUGCCGCCCCUUCCUCUAGGGCUGCCCGAGCUCGGCGGGGGCUGAAGGGAAAAAGAAACCCAUGCUGAGGUGAAGGGAGGGAGGGAAGGAGGCAGAGGAGGAGGAGGAGGAGGAGGAGGAGAGGACAUCGCUUGGGCUCCUCUGCUGCAGAACUCUCCCUCUCUCUCUCUCUCUCUUCCCUGAAGAAGAAGAAGAAGGGGAAAGGGAAGGAAAGGGAGCCAUUCCUGGCUGCUGCUGAGGCUCCUUUGGCUGCUGCUUCUUCCUUCUGGAAAAAGGAAAAAGAGAGAGAGAGAGAGGAGCAAAUAAAGGCAGGAAAGGAAAACCCGGCGGGGACCUGGCUCUUGCUCUCCAAAGAUGUCCUCGCAAACAAAGUUCAAGAAGGACAAAGAGAUCAUCGCGGACUAUGAGGCGCAAGUCAAAGAAAUUCGUACGCAGUUGGUGGAACAAUUCAAAUGUUUAGAACAACAAUCUGAAUCCCGGUUGCAGCUCCUUCAAGACCUUCAGGAGUUUUUUCGUAGAAAGGCUGAGAUUGAACUGGAAUACUCCAGGAACCUGGAAAAACUGGCAGAAAGGUUUUCAUCCAAGAUUCGCAGUUCUAGGGAACAUCAUCAAUUCAAAAAGGAUCAGCACUUGCUUUCACCUGUGAAUUGCUGGUAUCUGGUACUAACCCAGACACGGAGAGAGAGCAGAGACCAUGCGACCCUGAAUGACAUCUUCAUGAACAAUGUCAUUGUCAGACUUUCCCAGAUCAGUGAGGAUGUCAUCCGACUAUUUAAAAAGAGUAAGGAAAUUGGUCUUCAGAUGCAUGAAGAGCUCCUGAAAGUUACCAAUGAACUCUACACUGUAAUGAAAACAUAUCACAUGUAUCAUGCUGAGAGCAUCAGCGCUGAAAGUAAACUGAAGGAAGCUGAAAAGCAAGAGGAGAAGCAAUUCAACAAAGGAGGAGACAUCAGUGUGAACCUGCUGAGACAUGAGGAUAGGCCCCAGCGCCGCAGCUCAGUCAAAAAGAUUGAGAAGAUGAAGGAAAAGAGGCAAGCAAAGUAUUCUGAAAAUAAACUGAAAUGCACCAAAGCUAGGAAUGACUAUCUGCUAAACCUAGCAGCCACAAAUGCAGCAGUCAGUAAAUAUUACAUCCAUGAUGUCUCAGACCUGAUUGAUUGCUGUGACCUAGGCUUCCAUGCCAGCCUGGCACGGACAUUCAGAACAUACCUUUCUGCUGAAUACAAUCUAGAAACCUCACGCCAUGAGGGGCUGGACAUAAUUGAGAAUGCUGUGGACAACCUGGAUGCACGAAGUGACAAACACACAGUCAUGGAUAUGUGCAACCAGGUCUUCUGUCCUCCUCUGAGGUUUGAAUACCAGCCUCACAUGGGGGAUGAGGUAUGCCAAGUGAGUGCCCAGCAGCCAGUUCAGACAGAGUUGCUCAUGAGAUACCACCAGCUGCAAUCUAGACUUGCUACGCUCAAAAUAGAGAAUGAAGAGGUGCGAAAAACAUUGGAUGCCACUAUGCAGACACUGCAAGACAUGUUGACCGUAGAAGAUUUUGAUGUCUCAGAUGCCUUCCAGCAUAGUCGCUCCACUGAGUCAGUCAAAUCAGCUGCUUCAGAGACUUACAUGAGUAAAAUAAACAUUGCCAAGAGGAGAGCCAACCAACAAGAAACUGAAAUGUUCUAUUUUACUAAAUUUAAAGAAUACUUGAAUGGCAGUAACCUUAUUACAAAGUUACAGGCUAAACAUGAUUUACUGAAGCAGACUCUAGGAGAAGGUGAAAGAGCUGAAUGUGGAACCACAAGGCCCCCCUGUCUUCCCCCUAAACCACAGAAAAUGAGGAGACCUAGGCCUCUCUCAGUCUAUAAUCAUAAACUCUUUAACGGCAAUAUGGAAACAUUCAUUAAGGAUUCAGGACAAGCUAUUCCACUUGUGGUUGAAAGCUGUAUUCGGUACAUCAAUUUAUAUGGUCUACAACAACAGGGUAUUUUUAGAGUUCCUGGAUCUCAGGUUGAAGUCAAUGAUAUCAAGAACUCAUUUGAGAGAGGUGAAGAUCCUCUUGCUGAUGAUCAAGAACGUGAUAUCAAUCUUGCUGGGGUCUUAAAGCUGUAUUUCCGGGUUGAAAACCCACUCUUCCUAAGGAAAGGUUUCAAGACUGAUUCUACUAUAAAAAUUGAAAACCUUGCAGAAAGAGUGCAUCAGAUUCAGCAAAUCAUUAUUACUUUGCCACGAGCUGUCAUCAUUGUCAUGAGAUAUCUCUUCGCUUUCCUCAACCACUUGUCACAGUACAGUGAUGAGAACAUGAUGGAUCCCUAUAACCUGGCCAUCUGCUUUGGACCAACGUUGAUGCAUAUUCCAGAUGGGCAAGAUCCAGUGUCCUGCCAGGCUCAUGUCAAUGAAGUCAUCAAAACCAUCAUAAUCAGUCAUGAAGCCAUCUUCCCCAGUCUCAGGGAGCUCGAAGGACCUGUUUAUGAAAAAUGCAUGACUGGUGGGGAAGAGUACUGUGACAGCCCGCACAGUGAACCAGGUACCAUUGAAGAAGCAGACCAUGACAACGGCACGGAGCCACAUACCAGUGAUGAUGAGGUGGAGCAGAUUGAAGCAAUUGCCAAGUUUGACUACAUUGGGCGGUCCCCACGUGAGUUGUCUUUCAAGAAAGGAGCCUCUCUCCUCUUGUACCAUCGGGCAUCUGAAGACUGGUGGGAAGGCAGACAUAAUGGUGUGGAUGGACUCAUACCCCAUCAGUACAUAGUUGUACAGGACAUGGAUGAUGCCUUCUCUGACAGCCUGAGUCAGAAGGCAGACAGCGAGGCGAGCAGCGGACCCCUACUGGAUGAUAAAGCCUCAUCAAAGAACGACAUCCAAUCUCCAACUGAUCAUAUUCCAGACUAUGGAUUUGGGGGAGUGAUGGGACGGGUGAGGUUGAGAUCUGAUGGAGCUGCGAUCCCUCGUCGCCGAAAUGGAGGGGAUACCCACAGCCCUCCAAGAGGGAUGGGCCCUGGGAUAGAUACCCCUCCACGGGCAGCAGCUUGCCCCAGCAGCCCCCACAUAUUACCUCUGAACAGGAGCAGGAUUGAAAGCCCAGAGAAGCGCAGGAUGGCAACUUUUGGGAGUGCUGGCAGUAUCAAUUAUCCAGACAGGAAGACAUUAACUGAUGGGCAUCCGAUGAGGCCAACCAGUAGCUCAACCCGGCACAGUAGUCUCGGGGAUCAGAAAUCACUAGAGGCUGAAGCACUGGCUGAGGACAUAGAAAAGACAAUGAGCACAGCACUGAAUGAACUGCGUGAGCUUGAAAGGCAAAAUACUGUGAAACAAGCACCAGAUGUUGUCCUGGACACCCUUGAACCAAUGAAGAACCCCCAGAUAGGUUCUGUCAACUCUGAACCUGCCAGUCCCCUUCAUACCAUCAUGAUCCGAGAUCCUGAUGCGGCCAUGAGGCGGAGCAGCAGUUCAACCACUGAAAUGAUGACCACUUUUAAGCCAGCCCUCUCAGCCCGGCUUGCUGGAGCUCAGCUUAGGCCUCCACCCAUGAGACCCAUCCGCCCAGUUGUUCAGCAUCGAUCAAGUAGCAGUAGCAGCUCAGGAAUGGGUAGUCCUGCAGUGACGCCCACCGAGAAGAUCUUCCCAAACAGCUCCUCAGAUAAAUCUGGCACUAUGUAGCUAUUACAUUACCAUCACAAGGAGGUUUUUGUUGAGAAAGUGGGUACCGCAUCCCAAUUUUCAUUUUUUUUUAAGUUGGAAGCUAUGAUUGUACAAAAGAUGUCAUUAAUUGAAGAAAAAGACAGGGGAAAUGACUCUUGUGGAAACAAGGCAGCUGUAGAUGUGGCUUAAGUAUUUCAUGGUAUUUACACCCAUUCUCUCCAAGAGUGCUGGAAUUAUUUGGCACAGCCAAAUAAGAUGGUCGUUUCAUGUAUUACCACUGGAACAUUCAAGUCUGUGUAGAAGUAUAUAUAUAUAUAUAUAAAACUGUACAUAGCUCAGUAACAUUUUAGUAGAUUUACCUCAGAAACUCACCCCUAGACUUCUUCUAGAGAGCGUUUUUUGUGUGUGCGUGUGAGUGGAUUACACAGCAACUGUGCAGAAAGCAAUAGACAACUGGACAAUUCUUGAACUGAAUUUUCGCACCAGUUUGGCUUGGCUUUAGAGUGGCAAACAAAAGAGAGCACCAGUUAGUUGUCCUGAAGAUACUGAAGUGCAUUCGAUGAUCAUGUCUAUCCUGCCAGAUGGAUGGUUCUUCAUCUUCAAACUCAUCUCUCAAAGACUGCCUCAUUGAAACAUGGAAGCUUGUGGUCAUUUCCUGGUUGGAAGAGUACACCACUUGUGGACAUAAAGAAUGAAAUGUAGUACACCUUCCCCUUGUGCAAAGGGGAAACCUAGGACUUUUCUGUACGUACUUCAUGUUGUAGCACAGUGUUAUGUAUGUACAAAUGAAACUUACCUCCCACUGUUUUCAAAACAGAAGAGGACUCUGAAGUAACCUGUGGUCAAUAAUAAUAAAUAAAUAGGCUAACUUAUAUAGUGUUUGAAAUAUUUUAUUCCCAUGCCCUCUCUUUUUGCUAAAGAUUCCUGGGGGGGAGGGGAAGAUCUGGAUUAAAACAGGCAAGGAGGCUUUUAGUAAAAUGCCAUUCCCUUUCCAGUGACUCCACAGUACAUACAUGUCUUGACUCAGCUUCUGUCCCCUUGCAUGAAUAGCAUGAGCCAUAUUUGACCAUCAGACAUAUAACUGAUCUGAUGGGGUGACAAUUUGCACUUUCUAUACCAAUAUAUGUAACCAAUAUUCAGCAGUUUUGGGUUUAUGAAAAUACAGUUAUAUUUCUUUCUCUGUAAAAUUUAAUCUAGAUAAAGAAAGAAAGAAAGAAAGAAAGAAAGAAGAGAACUGGGGUUUGCAUGAUCCCUAAACCUUUUCUCUACUCACGGAACUCAAGACUCUUCUCGCUGCUAUUUUUUAAAGAACAUUUUUUGUCUAUUUGUGGACAGAAGUUUGUAACAUCCGCCCUUUGACUGGGCUAGCAUUUUUUAAAAAACUUAAAAUACCAUUGCACAUUUGUUUUUAAACGAAUUGCCUUUUGAGAAAUCUCAUUUGAACUUGGUUAAAUCUGCACUUUCUUUUUCUUUCUUGAUAUCUCUUGGUAUAAUUUUGCUGAGGGUGUUCAUUUUUUUCCUUUCCUCAUGAAAAGUUGGUUUUAAUGACAUCUGCCAUCUUUCAGCACCAUAUGAUUUAUUUGAUAUAUUUGAAUACAACUCUCUCUUCUCUUAACCUAUAGGCCACAGUCUGUCUUAUUAAAGCAGGAAAAGAGCUGUCAAGCUGUUUCCUAAUUUAUCAUUGUUAAUCCUUCUUUGUCUGACAAAUACAUCCCUAACUCCACCUGUGUGCAUAAAUUGCACUAAAUACCUACUUUUUGAGACAAUUUUUCACCAUGAAAAGAACCCAUGUGAUUAUUUGUAGUAGUGUUCUCCUUUCUGUAUCACAUCUACAAGCAUGCUUCAUUUCACAUACUCUCUUCUCUUAACUGCCCCUUGCCUGUUCUAGCCUGUUUAUAUAUUGCCAUUCCCGCUUAAAUGCUGGACAAUAACUGCUAAAAUGUAAACUCUUUUUCCCCCCUAAAGACGAAAUUUUAGUUGAGACCCAGUGACACCAAAACUUUGCACUUAAUAUGUACAUCCAGUAUAGUGGAAAUACACCUAUAAAAAUGGAAACAACCUCCCCCAACCCCAAUCAAUCCUAACCUUCCCAUGUAUAUUGUGAAGGAUAAAUAAUGUAUGUAGUUAUUCUAUUAUUGUUCCUCAGUAUAAUAUUACAAAGAAAAUGGUGUUUACCUACAUGUCUACAUGUACCUACAAUGAGUUAACAGUGGUGUUUUCUUCAUCAAUAAUUUUCUUUUGCUCGUCCCCCUCCCACUGCCUUCCUCCUCCUCCUCAUGCCAUUCCUAACUUUAGAGCAACCCAGUGGUCAUUAUUGCAACAGAUGUUCAGUAUGUUGUACUAAUGAACCAGGAAAUAUAGUUUUAAGCAUGGAGGAGGGCGGGGAGAGAAAGACAUUUGGCAGACUGUUGUUAUCUUCCUUGCCAGUAAUGUUUUCCCCACGUUCAGUUCUCGGAGAAUGGUUUCGUUGAAGGUUUGUGUGUGUGAGCGUGCACGCAUGUGUGUUCUAAACAUACUUUUGAAAAUGACUUGAAAGCAAAACCAUGGCUUCAUUUGAAGAUUUACUUUUUUUUCUUUAAAAUAUUAUACAAUUCCAAUGCCUUUUUUUUAAAUUAAAUUAUUUUUGUUUC
Molecule: messenger RNA, 6652 nt
Organism: Sceloporus undulatus (fence lizard)
Lineage: Eukaryota; Metazoa; Chordata; Lepidosauria; Squamata; Phrynosomatidae
Gene: SRGAP3
Product: SLIT-ROBO Rho GTPase activating protein 3
Biological process (GO): signal transduction; negative regulation of cell migration
Cellular component (GO): cytoplasm
Molecular function (GO): protein binding
Source: RefSeq, a predicted model, not a curated record